UAUAAAACUAUUACAGCAUGCAGUCUUUUACUUGAGGAGGAAAAAAAGGGGUGACUCUGCAGAGCUCCCACCCCGCCCUCGAAGACCCUCAGACACCAUCUUCUUGAAACGUGAAAACAGGCGCGGCUGACCAAACAUUUAGCUGGCUAAGCCUACUUUGCUCCUGUCUAUAUGCAGCUGUUGAACUGGAAAGAAAGAGAGCGGUCUUCCUCUUCUCGGCGCUAUGGCUUUCACAGUGCUCAGGCCGGUGUCGGCUCAUCGCUUCGCUUUCUCCGUUGACUUAACCCUGACGUCGGACGAGGAAGAAGGGAACCGCAGCGAGAGCGAAGGCAGCACGGACCAGGGUUACAGCUGCUGCGCAGUGCCCGGCACCAGUGGGGUCGUGGUCCAGCAGCGAAACGCCGCCAACGCCAGAGAGAGACACCGGACUCAGAACGUCAACACGGCUUUCAGCGCGUUACGGACGCUCAUUCCCACGGAACCGAUGGACCGAAAACUUUCCAAAAUCGAAACGCUGCGUCUGGCGUCCAGCUAUAUUUCGCACCUGGCCAAUGUGCUGGUGGUGGGCGAUGAGAGGGAGGACGGCGCGCCGUGUCUCAGCGCCGCGUACAAGGAGGUGAGGGGCAGAGGAGACCCCGGGCAGCCCCGGAGCAUCUGCACAUUCUGCCUCAGCAAACAGCGAAAAGGGGUUAAAGACAGACGAUAUUAUGUGAAAAUGCACAGAGGGGCGGUGAGAAAAAUACCUUCUCGAUAAAACUCUUCCUUAUUUGGGACUGAAAAUGUCCUGCUGUUUUGAGGACAGCCAUGCACAGCACAACCAAAGACUCUUUCUCUGUGUAUUUUUUAUCCGAGAUGAGUUGUGGCUCAAGAGUGUGGCACUACUAAUGCUUUAUAGUACUAAAAGUGGAUAAUGUUAACUUGAGAAAAGUUAAGAAUAAAGCCUCGAGAUAUUUUGGUGAUCAGUUCAUGUUCAUAAUCAAACAUGGUACAUUUCAUAACAAUGCUCUUGUACACAGGAAGGACUAUAGCAUUGUGCGCUUCACCACUAAGGAAUCCUAACAAUUCAAUCAUUCCUGGAAUAUAAAAUAAAAAGGAUUAAUAGUUGAAAAUAUUGCAAUUCCUUCAUGAUGUUUGUAGAACGUUCUUAGACACAUUAACUUGCUUCAGAUCAAUCACUUUUACCAGUUUAGCAGAGUCUGAUUGUUGGUUGAUCAGCUUGACUGACGCCUGAUGAGAGUUUUUUGUUUCUUAGUUGAAUGUGUUCACCAAAUGGAGUUCAAUUAAUAGUGCAUGCUGAACAACAAUUAAAUCCUGCAUGGGAAAGGAGCAAUAGUGUUCACAUUUCAUAUUGUAAUCGGGGAGCUGUCUUUGUUUUGUUAUAUUUGAUUCACACAUAUGCUACAUAUGCCGAGCCUCAGGUUAAGCAGGUGAGUGGGAGCCGGAGAAAGUUAUUAUGUUUGACUUUUACAUGUCUCCGAAAGAAUUAAAACUAUUUUUACAUAUG
Hippocampus comes (tiger tail seahorse) is the source of this 1504-nucleotide messenger RNA. Its product is annotated as transcription factor 15-like. Gene Ontology annotation, biological process: developmental process; regulation of transcription by RNA polymerase II. Bases 224 to 754 code for a protein of 176 amino acids. The record is from RefSeq and is a predicted model, not a curated record. The transcript is spliced from 2 exons. Gene Ontology annotation, molecular function: RNA polymerase II transcription regulatory region sequence-specific DNA binding; DNA-binding transcription factor activity, RNA polymerase II-specific; protein dimerization activity. Lineage: Eukaryota; Metazoa; Chordata; Actinopteri; Syngnathiformes; Syngnathidae.